GCCUGCCUGCCUGCUGCUGCUUAUUGAUUCGCGCGGCAUCAGCGCGGCGGAAAGUCGCAAGCAAACCAUCUCGCUUCCCUUCUCUGCUCUCCAUUUGAUGCCUUCUCGUCGGCUGGUCGCGUGAUUGGCGCGUGUGGAAGGUCGUGUUGGCGGCGCGGGAGAUGAAGAGCGGCGGCGGGAGGCAGAAGUGGCCGUGCGACUACUGCGGGGAGGCGGCGGCGGCGCUGCACUGCCGUGCGGACGCGGCGCGGCUCUGCGUGGCGUGCGACCGCCACGUGCACGCGGCCAACGCGCUGUCGCGGAAGCACGUGCGGGCACCACUCUGCGCGGGCUGCGCGGCGCGCCCGGCCGCCGCGCGCGUCGCCUCCGCAGCGCCGGGGGCAGGCGCUGGGGAGCAGACGUUCCUCUGCGCGGACUGCGCAGGCGGAUGCGACGCCGCGGCGCGCGUGCCCGUGGAGGGGUUCUCGGGCUGCCCCUCGGCGGCCGAGCUCGCCGCGUCAUGGGGGCUCGACCUCCGCGGCGUGGGUGGAUGCGGCGGCGACGAGGCAAAAUACAACGACGAGGAGGACGCCUUAUUCUCGGUGCUCGACUACUCCAUGCUGGCGGUCGAGCCGGACCUGCGCGACCUCUACGUGCCGUGCGACCCACCGGAGGUAACCGCCUCUGGCGGUGGCAUCCGGCGGCUCAAGGGGGAGACGCUCUGCCACCAGCUCGCAGAAAUGGCUCGCCGCCAGGCGGGCAUGGCGCAGCCGCAGCCGGAUCUGAGCCCCAGGACCCCUCGCCGGAGCUCCGCAGCCUCCAGCGGGCGCUUGCCAGACAAGCAGGCGCCCCCAACGCUGCAUCCUCCUCCUCCUCCUCCCGCGGCCACGGAGGUGCCGUUGCCGUAUACAUCCCUGCUCACGAUGGCGUCGGGGAACUGCGGUGAGCUCAUCGGUGGCAGUGACCGGAUGGCCGAUGAUGACGAACAACUGCUAUGGGACUGCACUACGCCCUCGGUUCCGCCCUCCCAGAUAUGGGACUUCAAUUUAGGAAGAUCAAGGGAUCACAAUGAGAACUCCGCACUUGAAGUUGGAUUUGGUCCGAACAAUGGAGUUUUUACGAUUAAGAGUUAUAGUGACAUGCUUCAGGAAAUUUCUUCGGGGACAACGAAAGAUCUGGAAGAUAUUUAUGACUCAAGAUAUUGCGCAGCUGCCGAAGAUAUCAUGUCAACUAGUGUCUGUCAGUUGUCAUCGAAAAAUGUGAGCACUGGGAGCAACAAACGGAAGGUCAGCUCAUGCACCUCAACGAUGGACGGACCGACAACCUCCGGGAACCAUGUGCCCACUUCAGGACCAGCUCUCACCAGGGAGAUCUCCUUCGGGGACCAAACCGUCGCCCCAGCUGGAGCUGAGAGGCCUCCCAUGAAGUUCGACAGCGAGACACUCGCGCAGAACAGGGACAGUGCGAUGCAGCGGUACAGGGAGAAGAGGAAGAAUCGCAGGUACGAAAAGCACAUCCGCUACGAGUCGAGGAAGCUGAGGGCUGACACGAGGAAGCGAGUGAAAGGCCGGUUCGUCAAGUCGACCGAAGCACUGAACGCUGGCAAUGGUGGAUGAGCCAUGGCCUGUGAAGAUGGAGCUAGCUGCAUGUAGCCCGGGUUUGUUUUUUUUGCGGAGGAGCUGAAUAUGAAGCUGAUAUGGCGCGUCACAACACCUAUAUAUGCACAAUGCUAUCGCUGAAUACCACGCCGUGUUUAGCCAAAUUUUUGGUUUGAAGCAUCGUGGUCGUGGGUCAACACCAGAGGUUGCACGCUAUGCUGGCAAGAGAUAAGAGAGUAAGAGGCGCGACACCCCUUUCUUGUUGCCAUCAGAACAGAAAUAGAUAGCUUGUUUACAGUACUUAUUAGCUAUGUGAUUUACUACGAGUACCUCGUGAAUGAGUAUGCACUGAAGUAUUCUAUAUCCGGUUUUUAUCA
This is a messenger RNA of Phragmites australis (common reed), 1954 nucleotides long. Its product is annotated as zinc finger protein CONSTANS-LIKE 15-like. The record is from RefSeq and is a predicted model, not a curated record. NCBI's taxonomy places the organism in Eukaryota, Viridiplantae, Streptophyta, Magnoliopsida, Poales, Poaceae. The coding region runs from base 162 to 1595 and encodes 477 amino acids. The transcript has 4 exons. Gene Ontology annotation, molecular function: protein binding; zinc ion binding.